This is a messenger RNA of Cryphonectria parasitica EP155, 1047 nucleotides long. RefSeq names its product family 43 glycoside hydrolase. The transcript has a single exon. Gene Ontology annotation, biological process: carbohydrate metabolic process. The record is from RefSeq and is a predicted model, not a curated record. Bases 1 to 1047 code for a protein of 348 amino acids. Lineage: Eukaryota; Fungi; Ascomycota; Sordariomycetes; Diaporthales; Cryphonectriaceae. Gene Ontology annotation, molecular function: hydrolase activity, hydrolyzing O-glycosyl compounds.
AUGAGGCCCCUUUCUCAAACCCUUAUCAACAUCAAUUUGGUCAACCUGUUACUGCUCAGGAGCGGACAGGCUGCACCAAGCAUGAGCGCAUAUGACAUCCGCGGCGCCUUUGUUUGGCACGACCAUGUCGACCAGCCCAAGACACCAGCGCUGUACCAAGACUUCCCAGACCCGUCCAUCCUCGAGGGGCCCGACAAGUGGUACGCAUUCGCAACCGCAAGCGGGGACAAACGGGUGCAAUACGCCACAGCACCAGAUCCAUCUGGCCCCUGGACCUACGUGGACGAGGACCUCCUCCCAGACCCUGGGUCCUGGACAGAUGGCGUGGAUAUCUGGGCCCCAGACGUCAGGAUGGUGGACGACGGGACGUACGUGAUGUACUACACGGCAGCGCUGGCUAACAACACGGCGAUACACUGUCUUGGAGUUGCGACAUCAGAUAAUAUCGACGGGCCCUACUCUGUUAACGACGAGUACUGGCACUGCGAUGAAGACCAAGGCGGCUCCAUCGACUCGUCCGGCUUCGUGGACUCGGACGGCACCCGGUACGUGACGUGGAAAAUCGACGGCAACUCUGAUGGAAAUGGAGGAUCCUGCGAUAAUACCGUGGCGCCCAUCAAAGACACACCGAUCAUGCUCCAGCAAGUCGAAGGCGACGGGACGACCAAGGUUGGCGACCCGGUGCAGAUUCUGGACCGGGUUGCUAGCGACGGUCCCCUGGUGGAGGCGCCAAACAUUGUCCUGUCCAGCAGCGGCAAAUACGUCCUCUUCUACAGCAGUCACUGCUUCACCUCGACACAGUACAACGUCUUGUACGCAACGGCCGAUGCCGUCACCGGCCCAUACACGCGGUCCUCGCAGCCUUUUCUCCAGACUAGCAUGUUUAACUUGACCUCGCCAGGCGGUGGAACCAGCACCGUGGGCGAGGACAGCACGACCAUGUUGUUCCACGCAAACUGUCCGACGUACGUGGGAGGGUCGAACCGAUGCAUGUUCGUGUCUAGCUUCACCGAGGUCGGGAUGACUGUCCUGGCUAACCGCCGGUGA